GUUCCCAACUCCGCUACCAAAGGAGGAGGAAUUGGCUGAGAAGACAUAUCUUCAUAUAUUUUUUACCUCUGUCCAGAGUUGGCUGCAUCACCUUGUAUCAUUUUCAAGGGGUCGACUUUAAAACGAGCCACACCAUUGAUGUCUUAAGCUGUCGUGGAGCAAAGGGAGAGAGUGUGUGAGUGAGGGUGUGUGGUGUGUGUGAUUUUUUUUUUAAGAGGAGAGGAAGCAGUGAUGGAAGAGCUCACCGCUUUCGUGUCUAAGUCUUUCGAUCAGAAAGUGAAGGAGAAGAAGGAAGUGAUAACCUACAGAGAGGUGUUGGAGACCGGGUCGACGCGAGCAGGGAGCAGGGAGUCUUUAUCCGCGGAGCCGGGGAGCCGAGAGGAGCCGGCCGCCGUUAACCGGAACGUUGCGCUCUCGCCGGGCAGGGAAACGGACAUGCUCGGCCCGGAAAGAAUCAGGGACGCCGGGAGCCCCAAACUCAUUGACGGCACCACGGAUGUAAAAGAGAGGAAAGAGGACUCGAAGCCCAUUGAAGACGAGACACAAACUAAAAUCAAACAGAGGAGAAGUCGGACUAACUUCACAUUAGAGCAGCUCAAUGAGCUGGAGCGGCUCUUCGACGAGACCCACUAUCCGGACGCCUUCAUGCGGGAGGAGCUUAGCCAGCGACUGGGACUGUCGGAGGCCCGAGUACAGGUUUGGUUCCAGAAUAGAAGAGCCAAAUGCAGAAAGCAGGAGAACCAAUUACAUAAAGGAGUCCUGAUUGGAGCAGCGAAUCAGUUUGAAGCUUGUCGUGUAGCGCCAUAUGUCAACGUGGGGGCUUUACGGAUGCCAUUCCAACAGGAUAGUCAUUGCAACGUGCCGCCCUUCUCCUUUCAGGUGCAGGCGCAGCUACAGCUGGACAGCGCCGUGGCCCACGCUCAGCACCACCUGCACUCUCACCUGGCGGCGCACGCGCCCUACAUGAUGUUCCCAGCGCCGCCGUUCGGCCUUCCCCUGGCGACGCUCGCGGCAGAGUCAGCCUCCGCCGCCUCCGUCGUGGCCGCCGCCGCUGCCGCCAAGAACACCAGCAAAAACUCCAGCAUCGCCGAUCUAAGACUGAAGGCCAAAAAGCACACGGCCGCGUUGGGACUGUGA
This is a messenger RNA of Archocentrus centrarchus (flier cichlid), 1137 nucleotides long. Its product is annotated as short stature homeobox protein 2-like. NCBI's taxonomy places the organism in Eukaryota, Metazoa, Chordata, Actinopteri, Cichliformes, Cichlidae. The coding region runs from base 232 to 1137 and encodes 301 amino acids. Gene Ontology annotation, cellular component: nucleus. The transcript has 5 exons. The record is from RefSeq and is a predicted model, not a curated record. Gene Ontology annotation, molecular function: sequence-specific double-stranded DNA binding; DNA-binding transcription factor activity, RNA polymerase II-specific. Gene Ontology annotation, biological process: regulation of transcription by RNA polymerase II.